UCCCUACAAAGGUUUACUUGGAAGACAAAAGAGAAAUAGGCAUAGUGUGUAGUGUAUCUGCCUAUAAGCUGAUGUCAGGCUCACCCUGGCACACUCUCUCUCUCUCUCUCUCUCUCAUACACACCCCUUCAUUCCAGUCCACACGUGGGUGUGUGGUCUGACAUCUGAGUGCGCGCUAGUGGUAUUACUGAUCACACAUCACCUGGCUUGCAUAUAUGUGUGUGUGUAAUUCAAAGGAGGUGAUAAAGCCACAUCCACACACAUGAUGAUAUUGAUAGAGAUGAUGAUCAAUGAAGUGUAACAACGCAGAGAAGAUCAGAAAUUCAGCGAAAUAUAUCCAUCUGUCUGGUGUGAACUAUGGAUUUGUUUGUGUGUGCGGUGUGGAGUGUAGCACUCCUGACAAACACACCAAGUCUCAAAGCUGAGUCCUCUGCACCCGUUCCAGUCUCGAACACUGUGUCUCAAAAUGAAGCCGCUGACCUCUUUGUGACCUCAGAGAUCACUGACCCCAAAGAACCUAUUUGGAAGGCCCUUGGUCAUCCCUCAUCUGCGCCGCGAUAUAUCAGCAGCGCGAGCACAGAUGGAGCCCGAACACGAGAUUUGUUCUCUCUAGGUGCAUACACCACCUCGCUUCCUACCAUGACUCCUUCUUUUACCCUAAAUCAUGUGAGCACAAAAAUCAACGACACUAAAGAGCCCAACACAGGCGCGACCAUCAGGACGGACGUCAUUCGGCCACCAGAAAGCAUGACAUCAACUGAUGUGAAGCGAGGCUCUUUAGAUAUCACUCCAGCCCUCAUUCCACUGAGGAGCACCACCAUUACACCAGGAUUAUCCAUCCCUUCAUCUACCAAUCUCAGUGAAGAACAUCAAAAUUCUUCUCAAUCCACCACCUCUGAGAUGAUCCCAACAGUAUCGUUAAUUCCACCUUCUAUUCCAGCUUCUACUCUGAAAGACUUGAUCACUGGAUCUGCUUCUUUGGGGAAAAAGAACCAGGAUGGAUCAUCAGAACUAGAUGUGGGAGAUGAAGACAAAGUGCCUUCUCCUUCUCCACUGGAUCCUUUGCUUGCUGGCCUGAUCUCCAUCUUCAUCAUUAGCACCGCUGUGCUCUCCAUCGUUCUCUUCCUCAAAUUACGCCAACAUAGCGGCCAUCCUGAAUUCCAUAGACUGCAAGACCUUCCCAUGGACGAUCUCUUGGAGGAUACACCGUUGUCAAGAUAUUCAUAUUAAAGCAGCUCUUAUGGUUCCUUAGACCAGACUGAUAAAACUGCUUAUGUGGCGAUAUCAUGGGAACCAAACCAGCUCGAGUUGUUUGGGAUGAAAUUUGUUGGUGUUCUCAACAUUCUUAACACAGUAUUUCAUAUUUUGGAAAGUAUGACAGGCUCUUACCGUGAAUGAUAUUAUAUGUAGGACAUAAGACCGAACAAAACAAACAUUGCUACUGACUGAAUAACACUUUUUUUUUUAAAUUUCACUGACUCUCUAGUCCUGAAAAUUACUACCAUGAUAUAGUUCUUGCUGUGGCUAGGAGGAUAUUAUCGUGUUCUGUUCCUGAUGCUUAAAAUGACUCAGGUUUCAUGUAGUGAAGCCUCUAAAAUAAUAAGGUAUCUGGUGCAUUGCUGGAUUUGAUAAACUUGUAUCAGGAACAUACACAGAACCAUGUUGGCUUCACCGCUGUCCAGAGAACGAACCAGCUCCCGGAUCAUAUCUGCUCAGUGAUGCUCCUUUUCUGCUGAUGGAUACAGUGAAGGAGGACCAAGCCAAGCCGAGCUGCGUGUGGUGGCCUGACACACUAUUAAAAUAUGUCUGUUUAGUAAUGUUGACGGAGAAAAUCUGUAGUAAUUAUCAUCGUUUUGUUGUUCGUUUGUUUUGUUUUGUCCUUCAGACCUGAACAAGAGAUCAAUCUAAGUCAGUAACUAUAAAGUAUGAAUAGUAAAAAGUUUUAUGUGCAAAAGUUUGUUGGUGU
Neoarius graeffei (lesser salmon catfish) is the source of this 1966-nucleotide messenger RNA. RefSeq lists its product as uncharacterized. The record is from RefSeq and is a predicted model, not a curated record. Lineage: Eukaryota; Metazoa; Chordata; Actinopteri; Siluriformes; Ariidae. Bases 358 to 1230 code for a protein of 290 amino acids. The transcript is spliced from 6 exons.